This is a messenger RNA of Moneuplotes crassus, 1197 nucleotides long. Lineage: Eukaryota; Ciliophora; Spirotrichea; Euplotida; Euplotidae. The record is from the annotation of a GenBank genome assembly.
GUCAAAGCCAUGAUUGUCCCUAUUUUCACAUUCUUUCACCUUUAUUUUGAUAUAAUCUUUGGUAAUAUUGUGUGAACAUACUGAAUUUUUGUGAACAUCUGGCUCUUUUUUACCCAAGCUAAAGAAGAACCCCUGUUUUACUUCUUGGGACCUUUUGGACUCAUCCUUUGGGUCAUGAUGUACAUGUACUUUAUGAUCAGCAGUGAAUGACUUAAAAAGCAGACAUGAACAAUACAAGCACUUUGUGGAUGAGGUGUGAGCAGAUUAACCUUUAUUAAGCAAAAAGAAACCCGCUAUGUUACUUAUUUGGUUAUUAUAAUUUACAUCUUGGCUUUCACGAUCGGAGCAAGCAAUAGUUCAAGGACAGGGCCAGUGAUGGCAAUGUUUGCUUUCACAUGAGUUGCUCUAGUAAUUGAUAUAUUCCUGGCUGUAGUCAAGAUCUCUCUCUUCCUUCUAAUGGUAUUGGUAAUCUACCUAUUUGCCCUCUGUAUUUGCUCUGAAGAGAAAUAGGGCUGAACUGUUUGAAAACCCAGAGCCUUCAGAAGAAGACGAGUCUGAAGAAAGCUCACUCGAACUUGAAGAAUACACUGUCAAUGGCUCUGAUAGUGAAGAAGAAGAGAAAGAUCAACAGUACGAAAACGCUCGCAGAUUCAGAAUCCGAAGAAGAGCAAACAAUAACCAAGGCGAAGAGGUCAUCGAGGAGAAAGGAAUCAGUGACCUCCUUACAAUGAUUUUUCAAAAAGGCAAAAAGAGGUUUGGCUCAAAUAAGAAGAAAAAGAAAGAACAAGAAGAGUUAUUUUGACCUAUUUGUCGAGUAGCUUUUGAAGAUAAAGAUGAAGUUAUUGAACUUAAAUGAUCAGAAAACCAUAUCUUUCAUGAGGACUGUAUUAAAGACUGGCUUGUUAUGAAACAAGACUGCCCUCUCUGUAGAAAAGAAGUGUUUGAAAUGUCAUAUUCUGAUUCAAUCCAAGAAGAAUCAGUAGCAAAUGAAGUAGAAAGUAGUCGUUCUCAACAACCAAAUCGAGCUAAAAAUAAAGUGAAGAAUAAAAACGAUCUUCGAUAUGUAAAAGAACUGAUAAAAGAGAAUGCAGAGUUAGAUAAGUACUCUGAUCAGACUGAAAAUCGGGAUUUUACUAAUAAUUUUUCAGGUAAGAAACACUAACAACAGUCGGAACCGAUGGAUUAACAUUAGAAAUA